Molecule: messenger RNA, 6909 nt
Organism: Cyprinus carpio (common carp)
Lineage: Eukaryota; Metazoa; Chordata; Actinopteri; Cypriniformes; Cyprinidae
Product: peroxisome proliferator-activated receptor gamma coactivator 1-beta-like
Biological process (GO): positive regulation of transcription by RNA polymerase II
Cellular component (GO): nucleus
Molecular function (GO): transcription factor binding; nucleic acid binding
Source: RefSeq, a predicted model, not a curated record
UAAUCUAGACAGCACAAGCAGGUUCGGUUACAUUUGGGAAAAUGCAUCCUGCAUCUAGUCCCGACAUCCUUCUUCAGACAGCACCAACCUGUGUUUAACCCACCUGCGCCUUCAAAUAAUUCACUUUUCUGCUGUUUUACUUAACCCAGCCAUGAUUGGGAAGCGCUGAUGUGCCUCAGCACACUGCCCUCGGUCGGUUGGAGAUCCUCACUGCACGCGGGGAGAGUAGUAUAGCAGCGCUCUCUGGCUCCUCUCCUCUCAUUCUUUGGAAGAUGGCGGACUGCGCUUCACUGUUAGAUGAGGAGCUCUCUUCAUUUGUCUUCAAUUACUUGACUGAAAACUCCGGCAGCCCGUAUGGGGAAGAGGAGGUCUCCUCAGACCGCCUGGAUGCUGACUUCCCUGACUUUGACCUCUCGCAGCUGGACGCCAGUGAUUUUGACUCAGUGAACUGCCUCAGUGAGCUGCAUUGGUGCAACGAGCACUCAGAUCACUCCCCUGCCUCCAUACAGUACAGCGGCGGAGACCCAGAGCUAUUCGAGGAAGAAAAUGCGGCACUGCUCGCUGCCCUCACAGACAGCCUGGACGGCAUUGUUGAGGACGGAGUCGGGGGUCUGUCUGUGUUCCCUUCACUGGGGGACGACCCCGAGGAGGGCGAGGAGGAGGAAGAUGACCUCCCUUUGGACAGUGAGCCCCUCCCUGGCUCAUUGAGCCCAGAGACAGAAGACCCAUCUCUACUUAAAAAGCUCCUGUUGUCGCCCUAUUGUGUGUGUGGGGGUCUAGUAUCGCACAAAGACGUGCAUCGCCAUAGCAGCAGGAGCCAACACGUCAAACCCGUGAGGCCUGUGCUAAAGAAGGACAAAUCGAGCACACAGGAGCGCAAGCCACGGCCGGCGAGGCCCUCCGGUCGUCUUUACACUGAACUCCACCGCCACCUCACCACCGCACACGAGACCGAGGAAGAGGAGGAAGAUGAAGAGGACAGUGACUCGGAGGAGGAAGAGGAGGAGUCGUCCAGCAGCGAAGGCGAGAGCAUGAUGUGCGUCGAGCCGGCGAAGCCCCAGUUCUCCUCAGAGAAAGAACUGCAUUCUGUAGUGGAGCUCAUCAAAUACAUGCACACGUACUGCCUGCCCAUACGCAAACAGGCCAGCUGGGAUCGCAAAGAGCGUAAGGCCAAGCCCGAGAGCCCGCAGGUCCCCCGCAGCCUUCCUGUGAACCCUCAGAAACCGGCUCCCCAGACCAAGCCGAGGGCUCCCUUCACUCGCCGCAGGGAAAUCAAAGCCCACUCCCUGCUGAAGGAGCUGCUGGAGGCCGUCAGCUCCUUUGACGUAAGCAAGCCUUACAGAAUGCACAGCCCCCCUUAUAUCCACUGCAGAGGGGCCAUGGCUCGGCUCGACACUGACCUUUCUUCCUCCCCCAAAGCUGAACCGAAAGACAUGGAGAAGGCCGCAAAGCGCCCCAAGAGCCCCGAGCCAGAGGAAGGCUCCUUUUCGGUCAGGCGUUCUCGCCGGCUGGCCUCCUUCCCCAGCCGAUUCGCUAAGAGAGUGCGUGUGAACUGCGGCCGGUCAGAGAGUAGUGUUGGGCAAUCGAGCGAAGAAGAGAACGCGGUCAAGCGUCCUCCCGCUGAGCCUCCUUCCGAUAGCAGCCAGAAGAGCAGCUCCAACAAGACGUCUGAGGCCCGUAACCCCUGCUGCAGUGAUGAGAAACGCUCCUGCCUCUGUCUGCCGCUGGCAUCCAAAUCCAACGGAGAUGCACAGUAUGCCAACAAGCCCUUUGAGCAGACUCUCUCUGUGGAACUGUGUGGCACAGCAGGCCUGACUCCCCCCACCACACCCCCCCAUAAACCAGUGGAGGACGAGCUCUUCAAACCCGACGGAAAAGCUGAGCUCACCACCAAGAGCUCGUGCCUGACUCGGGCGCACAUACGCAAGCUCCCAGAGCAGACCGAGCUGUAUGCCCAGCUGCGCCGGAUGGGCCAAACGGGCGACACAGACUCUAAGAGUGGGACGCACCGGGCGUACGGGGACCACGAUUACUGCCUGUUGGGUCAGGGAGAGAAUUGCAAGACGACGACGAUGACGUGCCGUGUGGAGGUGCAUGAGGAGGAGGAGAUGGCUGUGAAGGACGGAGAGCUGGAGGGACAGGAGGAGAGGCUCCUAAACAAUUGCCAGCAAAGUACUGAGGCUGAUUCGCCCGGGGCGUUGUCCUCGCCCGGUCCAGAGCAGACCAGUCAGCCCUCACCUGUCCGGUCUCCCACCCCAGAGCUGGACGCCCAGUCCCCAGUUUCCUGUUCGCCCCCCUCCCCCGGCUGCAAACUCCCCUUCAGCGAUGAGAGCUCAGAGUCAUGCCACGGAGCAGCUGAAAAAGAGAAUGAUGUGAAAAAGUGCCAAGUGAUCUACAUUCACAACCUUCCGAGCAACGUCACUCAGUCCAUGCUGCGUAAGCGCAUCGAGGCCUUCGGGGGUCCGGAGGACUGUAAAGUGGUCAUCAAAAACGAGGAGCGUUGCGGGGUGAUCACGCUGAGACCGGCUCAGAACGGCCAGACCUCACGGCACAGGUGGGACUCACUCGGUCUGAACGGAGGGAGCGGUGGCCGGCGGUUCGGCAAGAAGCGUUACAUAGAUUUGGAUGAGGCGGGUCCCGGUCCGGUGAAGAGCAAGUAUGAUGCACUGGACUUUGAUGCUCUGCUGAAAGAGGCCCAGAGGAGCCUGCAUCGCUGACACGCGCCUUACCACGCCUCCAGCGUCACGCCCCGUCCGAGACUCGCCUCAGCACCUCAAACAAGGCACUUCUUCAUGUUUACAUUUUGAACAUUGGAAUAAAAAAUAGACCUUGUCGCUUCUGAGGAUCGGAGGACAAUGGGGCGGGAGGAUUACAAAGGAACAGAAUCAGCUCUGAGACACCGGACACAAGUGCUGCUUCUUGUGUGUGUUUGAUGCCAUUCAUGACGUUGCGAGCGGCUCGGGCUUCGUAGCAAACCGCACUCUUUUCCAUCAGUUGUUGUGACGUGCGUGUGCUGUUUUUUUUUAUUUGUACCCCUUUGUCACUCUUCAUAGACCUGCAAGGUGCUUUCACCAUUUUGUCGUACAAAUAUAUAAACAAGCUUUGUAUUAGCAAAAUUUUGUGGAUGUUCAACUCUCUGUGUGUGUGUGUGUGCGUGUGUUACAAUGGAUUAAAAGUGGAUUUAAAAAAACGACAAACAAAAAAAUCCUACAAGGUAGAGUUUACAAAUCAAUAAGUAGUCUUUUUGUAAUUUUAGUGCUUCCUUGAUUUCAUCUAUGCACUCAAACGAGGUAGUGCUUCUUUGGUCUGGCCUCUGCCCUCCUCUGGUGUGGAAGGGGCUUUUGCUGCUGGCUGUCAGACACAACCGAGUCCAAACUCGACUGUACUUCCUUAAAGCUGAAGUGUGUCAUUUUUUUGAUGUUAAAAUACUCCUAUCCAAGCUAAAAACUGUUCAAGUAAACACAAAUGUAUCAAAACAUUGAUCUGUUUGUUUAAGCAGCCAGACACAGCCAACGGUUUGAGUUUAUGGGCGGGGCUUUGUCUUUGGCUGACCAAUUGACCCUUUGCAGGCAGUUUGAUUGACAGCCAAUCUGACCAAUCAUAAUGUAAUUUUUGUCCGAAACAAACCAGAGUAAAUUAACAUUGGUGGACUUGAACUUGAAAAAUGGUGUGUAUUGACAUCUUAUCGCAGUUGAAGCAAGAUGCCUUCUGAUGUUCAUUCAUGUUUAUUUCAUGCUAUAACUAGUAAAGAAGAAGAGAUGAUCGCUUCACGUGCCGCUUGAACUGAGGCGCUACAGCGAUCUGUCACGACACAUUAAAGCGCAACAAAAUGCGUAUUUAUUGUUUGAAUUUCUUAAAAAUGACCUAAUUUGAAAGCUAAGUAACUUGCUCUGUCUCUGCCGUGAUGUAUUUUGCACUGCAUGAGAACGAUGAGCGGCAUGGCUUGUCAGACAUAGCAACUGUAAUGUCGAACAAAGGGUCAACUGGAAACCUGUUUGAAAACAGACAUUAUGAUUGGCACAGAAAUACACACUUCAUCUUUACCUCACCAGUUUCUGUUACUUGUCAGAACGCGACCCGAUCCGGAUUAGAAACGCAAUCUGAGGGAAACGUAUUUCAAGAAUGUAUCCAUCACAAAUGUGAUUGUAACGCCCAUCCAAUCAGUCUUGAUUUGACAGUACAGUGGAGCGGUUGGACUCUCCCAGUAGCAGAGCCCUGCCAGACAUCCAUGCGGUUGACGCAUUGGAGCGCUGCUGAGAGAAGGGUGGCGGUAAACUAAGAGGAAGAUCUUUCCAGAGCUCAAUCUCAUUAGAGAUACGGUCGUAUCUCUGCUUUGUUUACAUGUCACUCUCUCAUACUCUUUCUCUCUAUAAGCUCAAACACUCUUUUUUUACUCUCUCCUUUCCGACAGGGGACGAUCUGCGGGUUUUUUCUAGCUCUUACCUUGUGGCUACUUCUCUCUUUGUCCUUCGUGUGUGUUUUUUGAAGUCUAAACGUGUUCCAGUGUAUAACUGCGUGUCGUCCGUGUCUUUUACGGGGUCUAGGGAUGGGUCCGUCCCUUAUUAUAUGCCGGGACCCAUUGCUUUUGUUCUGCAGGGGUCUCCUCCAACCUUCGGCCUGUGGAUCUAGUGCAGUUGUGAGCGAGUGUGUGUGCAUGUAUGGGAGCGCCGGCGGCCUCUCUUUACCCCCCUUUAUCCAGAAACACACCCCAAACCUGAAUGUUUACAUGACUGAAUUCUCCUUCGACUUUUACUAGAGCGCACACUAAGUACAGAACGCCUUAUUCAGCGUUUAAGUACCCUAUCAGGACGUGCCUUUCGGCUUUCCCUUUUACGGUACUGAGCUGUUACGUGGACCCGGCCUCUGAAUAUUACAGCCGCUUUUGACCAAUUCGCCCUAUAAGAUCUUAAACUGAAUGAGUGUUUGUGCUUAGUAUGUAUACUACUAAAUAAGCGAGAGAUGUGCUGGUUUACAUGAUUAUAUAUAUAUAUGGAGAAGUAUAUAAUGUGUAUAUAGCACUGUGUCUUGUGUAAACAUGAGAUGUAUGGUUAUGUGCUGUACGGCGAUGUGGUAACGCGUGGCUCUGAUUGGUUGUUGGUGAACACAACGAAGCAGCGUUAAGCAAUACAGGGAGAUCCAGAAGGGAAUUUUCAUUGAUAUGGCUUCAUAAGUCAAACACUGUUGUAUAAAAUGUCCCUUUAGAAAUGGUUCUUUUUAAUAACUUUAAUAUGUUUUUCUUUUUUAUGCAAUUGAGAUGCAAUACGGCUAAGAAAGCCUUCCUCAUAACGGAAGGGUUUAUUGAAGAGAUUGGUUGCUUUAAGGAGAAUCAGCUCCUGUACUGUACAUUGCAGACGGCUCAGAUGGUAGAAAAGAAGGUCGACGUUUAGAAUCGCUGACCGAGAGGGACUUUUUUUAUUUGGAAAAUACACAGACAGCCCAAUCUCACAGGGAGAGCCUUAAACCUUAGGGGAAAACAAAGCUAUCAGUCCUGUCUGUUCUCCUUUACAAUCCAAUGUGUUUUCUUUACUGAAGUAAGUAAACUUUUUCAAUACAGCCAUAUUAUGAAAGGUAUAUACAUAGAUAUGAUUAUAUAUAUAUACAUAUAUAUAUUUGUGUGUUUGUGUAGAUAAAUAUAUAGAUGAUAUAAUUUGUUAUAGACCAUUUUAUUCAGUGUUUCAGAACACCUCAAUACAUUUCAAAACUAAUCUAGAAUGUAUAGAUCCAAAUUAAAAAUAAUAAUAAAAAAUGGUAAAAAAAUAAAUUAAAAAAAAUUUAAAAAAAAGAAAGAAGAAAAAAAAAAUCCAAAGGGAACCUUCUUCAAUGCAAUGCAUUUUUCCAGCCCUCAUUUUAGCAAUGCUAGACAAGUUGACCAAAAAGUACAUUUGAUGUUUGGAUACAGGAGAAGUGAGGUAUCACAUCAAAUCCAUUUCAAGAAUGUCAUGAUCGUUUGGCUUGGCCCUGUCUGUCUGUGUCUGUGUGUGUGUGUGUGUGUGUGUGUGUGUGUGUGUGUGUGUGUGUGUGUGUGUGUGUGUGUGUGUGUGUGUGUGUGUGUGUGUGUGUGUGUGUGUGUGUGUGGAAGCGUGCGCAUGUGAUUUCUUCCUCUUUUUUUUCUGUUCAUACAAAAUGUCAGUUUUAAUUCACUACAUCUAUGGCCCUGCAAUUUGUUGUUCACAAAGUACAUGCUCUUGUAAGAUAGAAGAGAAUUUUCCUCUUGAAGAAGCAGUGAAUAUAUUUGAGGAGCGUUUAUAUUGUGUGCUAAACCUUGUAUCAUUUUUAUCAAGAAGUGGAUCUAGCGUUUGUGUCAUUACGUUUAAUGGAUCACACAUCCAUGUCACAUUGUUUUGCUGCUUCAAGACCUUGUCUUUUGUGGAAACAAAAUCUGAGUCAAAGGGCAUACGUUUUUUUCUUCAGUCUUUUUUUUUUGACUAUUUACAUCUAAUGACUAUCAAAUUUGUUAUGAUUUUCCUUUUUUAAUGUAGUUUUUGGUAAAUACUGCUAGUAAGAUUUUAUAUUUUUACAUAUGUUUUGAGUUUUUUUUUUAUUAUUAUUUAUAUGCCACUUAGCUUGGAAGUCUUGAAAUGGUGUUGGUUUUAUUUUCAAUUUUUAUUUCUCUGUAUUGUGUGAUUUUCAUACAUCUUGAGAAUGUGGAGACAAAUGCAUUUCAGUAUUUUUAAAUUGUUAAAAUCUAGUUUCCUAGCUCAAAUCUAUAUAGUGGAAAUUAUUCGAUGUCAUAAAUUAUAUUUUAAUUCAUGUAAAAAGCAGAUGAUGGCUUCCUUUUAAACUGAACACAUUUCUCUUCCGAGAUUGUUUACAUUAUUAAACUGUAGAAACUGAUCCUCAUAUACUGUAAAAAAAAAGUACAUAUUCAUUGUUUUGCCUCCAAAAAAUAAAAUCCAUUAUUGACCAACA